AUGGCUGGCGCCACCAUACGGGUCGGCACCCGGGGCAGUCGGUUGGCGCUGAUCCAGACCGAGCUGACGCUCGCGAUCCUGCGUGAAGCCCAUCCCGACGUACUUUUUGAAGUCGUAACGGUAACCACGCAGGGCGAUGCCAACCAGACCGCUCCGCUGGCCGGCAUGGGUCUGGGGGUAUUCGUCAAGGAGAUCGAGCGCCUACUGGAGAUCGGCGAGAUCGACAUGGCGGUACACAGCCUGAAGGACAUGCCGACCGUCCUGCCCGAGGGCAUGGCGCUCGGAGCCAUAUUGGAGCGGGCCGACCCACGGGAUGCGCUGGUUUCCCAUCUCGGCAAGACCCUGGACGAAUUCCCCGCCGGCGCGAAGAUCGGCACCAGCAGUCCGAGGCGGCAGGCGCAGAUCGCGGAACGGCGCCCGGACCUGGAAAUCGUGCCCAUCAGGGGCAACGUGGAUACGCGGCUCCGGAAGGCAACGGGCGAAGAAUGCGACGGUACCGUGAUAGCCGUCGCCGGCCUGGACCGCAUGGGACUGGCCGACGUAAUCACGGAGUACCUCUCGCCCGAGGAAUUCGUGCCUCCGCCGGGCCAGGGCGCGAUGGCGGUGGAAAUCCGAGCGGACAACAAGCGUACCGCCGAACUGGUUGCGUCGGCCGACCACCCGCCGACGACGGCCGCGGUAAGCGCGGAACGAUCUUUCCUCGAAGCGCUGGGCGGCGGUUGUCAGGUCCCGGUGGGCGCGUACGCGGAGUAUUACGACAGCGACGCUUUGCGGUUGACGGUGUUCAUGGCAACGCCUGACGGUUCGGCGACAUACCGCGCCACCGUGACCGGCGCGUCUGCGGACCCGGCGCGCCUGGCGGCGCAGGGAUGGGAAAAGCUGCGCGAACGGGGGGCGGCGGGGUUGCUGACCGAGUAA
This is a messenger RNA of Geodia barretti, 918 nucleotides long. Lineage: Eukaryota; Metazoa; Porifera; Demospongiae; Tetractinellida; Geodiidae. The record is from the annotation of a GenBank genome assembly.